Molecule: messenger RNA, 1074 nt
Organism: Sparassis crispa
Lineage: Eukaryota; Fungi; Basidiomycota; Agaricomycetes; Polyporales; Sparassidaceae
Product: COP9 signalosome complex subunit 5
Exons: 7
Coding region: 1-1074 (357 amino acids)
Biological process (GO): protein deneddylation
Cellular component (GO): cytoplasm; COP9 signalosome
Molecular function (GO): metallopeptidase activity; protein binding; deNEDDylase activity
Source: RefSeq, a predicted model, not a curated record
AUGUCGUCGAGCACAGCCCUGAAGACAUUCUCUCUGGUGAACGACAUUCGAGAUGUAUCCCCGCAGGAUGAAAUCUUCAAAUUUGACCCCGAAGCGAACAGACAGCUCCUCCGUGACUCGCCAUGGGCACAAGAUCCACACUAUUUCAAAGUAUGCAAGAUAUCUGCCGUUGCGCUCAUCAAGAUGGUGAUCCACGCGCGCUCGGGCGUGCCACACGAGAUCAUGGGCAUGAUGCAGGGCAAAGUCGUCGGCAACGCGUUGGUGAUCGUCGACUCCUUCGCACUCCCGGUGCAGGGCACGGAGACGCGCGUGAACGCGGCGAAUGAAGCGUAUGAGUACAUGGUGCAGUAUGUCGAGGGCAGCGAGCGGGUUGGGAGGUUGGAGAAUGCGGUAGGAUGGUACCACUCGCACCCGGGUUACGGCUGCUGGCUGUCCGGGAUCGAUGUCAACACGCAGAUGACGAACCAGAAGCACCAAGAUCCAUUCGUAGCUGUAGUCAUCGACCCUAACCGCACGGUCUCCGCGGGGAAGGUUGACAUCGGUGCAUUCCGUACAUACCCAGAGACGCACGUCCCAUCCGACGCUCAGUCAUCCGAAUACCAGUCGAUUCCGCUCUCGAAGAUUGAGGACUUCGGUGUACACGCAGGGCAGUACUACCCGCUCGAGGUGCAGGUGUUCAAGAGCAGUCUCGACAAUGAGCUUCUGGGCCUCCUAUGGAACAAGUACUGGGUGAAUACCGUCAGCCAGAGUGCGCUGAUUUCGAAUCGCGCGUAUGCAGCGGCGCAGCUUAUCGACCUGCACCAGAAGCUGUCGAAGGCGCAGAGCUCGGUGUCGGGCACACGUGCGCCUCCUCCGGCACUGAAAGACGACAAAGUGGCGAAGAAGGAAGAAAGGAAGAGAGAAGACGCGAACCAGUUGCUGAAAAGCGUCAAGGAUAGCGGGAAAAUUGCAACCGAAGCACAGCAUGGCCUGAUCGCGCAAGUGCUGAAAGAUGUGAUCUUCUCGAUGCGGCCACAGGACAUCGCCCGCGUGGAGGUGGGGGAGGUUGUCGACACUUCGAUGGCCAUUGGUUAG